This is a messenger RNA of Sphenostylis stenocarpa, 468 nucleotides long. Lineage: Eukaryota; Viridiplantae; Streptophyta; Magnoliopsida; Fabales; Fabaceae. The record is from the annotation of a GenBank genome assembly.
AUGGGGAAGGGUAAACAGAGCAAGUUGGUGUGGAUCAUAACGACGCCAUUCAGAGUUUUGGGUAAAGCGAAGGAUGCGUACGUGAGAAGCAUAACAAAGUGCGGUCACAACAUGAAUUACAGCAACCCUGUUGACGCUGCUGGCAGAUUCGAGGCUCUUCCCAGGAGCUACAGUGUUGCCACGUCACGCUCCGAUAACGAGGAUUUCGCGGAGCUUCUCAGAGCGGCUUCUGCCCGGACUUUGGUAAACAGAAUCGACGUGGAUUUGGUUCUGAAACAGCAGGCCCAGGCUCAGGCCCAGACCCGACCCGUUUCGUCUAAUGGGCUUCCCAAGUCCACGAGCGUCGGCAUGGGCCGCAUCGACGAGGACACUCCUUAUGAUUUGUCUGAAGGAGAUGUUCCCGCCGUGCCCAAACCUUAUCCCAGAAGUAGAAGCUAUGCGGUUGGAAAGACAAGUGCUGUAUUGUGA